This is a messenger RNA of Orbicella faveolata, 4815 nucleotides long. RefSeq names its product trypsin-3-like. The record is from RefSeq and is a predicted model, not a curated record. Gene Ontology annotation, biological process: proteolysis. Lineage: Eukaryota; Metazoa; Cnidaria; Anthozoa; Scleractinia; Merulinidae. Gene Ontology annotation, molecular function: serine-type endopeptidase activity.
AAGGCCAAUAUCCAGCCGUCUUGACCGAACACUUCGUCAAUAACCCAUAUACACAGAAACAAACAUUGAAUCUUAUUGCGUCUGAAAUAUUAACUCCAAUAUUUAUGCAGGUCUAAAAUUCUACCUUCUGUACUCACGCCGCGAAUUGAACUGCGUUAACAAUACUAGUUUCUGUUUACUAAUUCUUCCUUCUGUGAUUGUUCAGGAUGAGUCCCUAUAUCAUGACAUCCACGAUAUAAGGAGAUAACACAGAAAGUUGCGUUACUCUCACUGUCGCACCAUGAAGUCCUCAGUGAUGCUGAGCGUGUUGCUCCUUGCUCUCUUGGCAAGCCUCUCACAUGGUUGUGAAGACAAGACGGUAAACUGCAUAGAUUAUGUAAGUUACUGCAAAGUGCAACAUUGGGUAGACUACAUGAAGGAGAACUGUCAGAAAACUUGUAAGUACUGCAGUGGUGGUGGCGGUAACGGUGGUGGCAGUGACGGCGGCGGUGGUAACGGUGGUGGCGGUGACGGCGGCGACGGUAACGGCGGUGGCGGUGACGGCGGUGGAAACGGUGGAUCAGGGGAUUGUGGAUACAAACCCAGCACGCGAAUUGUUGGUGGUACUCAGGCCCCUCAAGGUGCCUGGCCGUGGCAAGCAAUGAUCAGAACUCCUUCUGGUUUCCCUUUCUGUGGAGGUACUUUGGUACAUCCACGAUGGGUUGUCACUGCAGCCCACUGCAUCUCGGAAGACUCGCCCUCAAGCAUCCGUGUAAGGCUUGGAGCUCACAAACGUAUGGGCAACAUAGGAACUGAACAAGAUUUUGAAGUUGAAAGGAUCAUCCCCCAUCACAGCUACAAACAACCCUACGGCAUGGCUCACGACAUCGCCAUGUUGAAACUGCGCAGGCCCGCACAAAUUAACAGAGCUGUCGGAAUGGCUUGCUUGCCUGGAUCAAGCGGAAGAGUCCCGGAUGGCAAAAGAUGUUGGGUUACAGGAUUUGGAACACUGUCUUCUGGAGGUUCUUCACCCAGCGUCCUCAUGCAGGUCUCUGUUCCCAUUGUUUCUAAAAGUAAAUGCAAAAGGGCUUACGGGUCAUCAAUCCACGCCUCCAUGGUCUGUGCUGGACUCGAUGAAGGGGGCAGGGAUUCGUGCCAGGGAGAUUCAGGUGGACCCAUGGUCUGUGAAUUCAACGGAAAGUUCUUCCUCGAGGGUGUUGUAUCGUGGGGAAGUGGAUGUGCUUCACCAGGAAAAUAUGGCGUCUACGCCAGGGUCCGUUACUUGAGGCAAUGGAUUGAUACUACAAUGAGCAAAUAUUAACAAAUUAUUAAAGGCACUAAAAAUAAUAACCACUGUUUGCGUUUAUUAUUAUUUAAGUCCUAGGACGUUCGGCCAUAACUUUGAUAGACAGCUCCCAACCCACAAAUAUACUAUAAAGCAAUUACAUAAGACGAGAAAAUUCAAAUUACAUCGACUAUUUUGUUGUGUCGUGUCGUUAUUUUGUUGUUCAUCCGUGUCCUUGUACAUUAACUACAUGCACUGUUUGUCUGCUCAGUUUGUCUUUCUCAAGUUUCCCCUUGUUAGCUCUGCUCCCCUCUACGACAGGAGUACAGCAUUCUUAAAUAAUUGUGUGUUACACUUGAUAUGCCUGUGGAAUGGCUCACCAAUUUGUCGGUCCUGUUCCAUAUCAACCAAUUAAAGCUACGAACAGAUUUUUAGCCGUUAACUAAAAAAACGCAUUUUUCUCCUACCUUGCACAACUGUGGCCUCUGUCUCAAAACAGAUGGGUGAGAAGGUUUAUACACCAUGAAAUUUUUCAUAUUUGGUUGCCAUCGUAUUUAUCUUACAUAAAGUAUUUACUUAUUUCAGAACUGUGGAACUCCGGAUGUAUCAAGGUCGUUACCUUAUUCUACGCUAGGUUUUUGUAGCCGUAGUUCAGCCGUUGGAUAAGCUUUGAUAGAGAUGAAUGUUUUGGUUGUAAAUUACUGGCUAAAGAAAUGUGUUCAAGAGAUCGUCAAGCCCUCGUGAACGUAAACCUUCCAGAACCUUUUACAUUGAUUUAUAUUUAAUUUACUCGAGUUGUUUUGGACAUUACGUUAUUGCCUUUUGGUGAUGAUAAUUAUGCAAUUUCUGACCAAAUUCGCAAAAACAUGCCCGCAUUGACUCAAAGACAGUCCUACCGGCCAGAAGUCCUCUGACCACCCCACUGGCUAGGAGAAUGGCCCCGUCACGCAUGCACGUGGCAUGGACCACUCCAGCAGGGUGCCAUGUCAACACAGAAGCCUCAAACAAGGUUGCGCCCGAAUCCAGGCGAAAACCUAGCGGGGAUGUUUUUGCGAAAUCGCUCAGAUUUAAAGUAGGAUAAAUCCUUUUCUAAGGUUUGACAUGAAAUCAGACUCUAGAGUUUGACAUGUUAUCAACUCAGGUACAAAGGCCUUGGUUCAAUGUUCUCCAGGGUUUCAAACCCUAUGCACGUGACCACAUUGGCGUGUUUUAAUUUAAAUAGUGAAAUCAUGCGUUUGCAGGCGGCUUGCUGUCAAAGGCAAGAAAGAAAGGAGGUUGUCAUGAUUUUGACUGUGUCGCGGGGACUUUGCUCAGUUGUUGAACAAUGCUUGAGAGGCGCAUGUCAAGUGGAUUGACGGACCAGUCUUCUUGCUAGCGAGGUGGUCGAGGCAUCUGGGACACUUAGGACUGUCUUAAGGUCUUUUGCGGGCAUUUUCUUGCAAAUUCGAGAUUUGUUGAUUAGAUUAAAUCUUUCACUAACGUUUCGCAUUGAAUCAAACUUUAGAUUUUGAUGUAAUUAAUCCAGCUCUGGUGAAAACAGGCUUCGCUCCAGUGUUUCACUGGGUUUUUCUGCACUCGGUCCGUACAUCCUGACGUACCUCGAUCAAAAUAUUGUCCUGUCCGGCCCUACCACUCAGUCAAUAAGUACAUAUUAUUUGCCAUAGAUAUUUCUGACUUAAUUUUCUCUCGACCUUAAUGACCAAAACCUUGAAAAAAAAAGAAAAAAAAAAAACUGUGGAAACAACAAAUUUUAUCACAAAAAUGGACAAUUCCGGUUUGCAUUUCAGGACAUUUUUUUGCAGUGGGGAGUGGAACAGCAUUUUCUGGAAUUUUAGGAAUAGUGGACAACCUCGAAGGUAACAUUUCGAAAAUUUACUGCUAGGAAUGUCCGUUCCAUUUGAUUUUCUUCCCGGAAUCUAUUCAUAUGCAAAGGUUCUGCUUUGCAUGAAAAAGAGCUUGUGUGUUGUCCAUGUCAAAAAGAAAAAAAAAAUGUUAAAUAGUUUUUACAAAUUUUCGACGAUUUAUCAUCUAUUAAACAGUUAACCUAUUAGUUUGUUAUCCGAAUAAUUCCCAGCAAUUAUUUUCUCAGCUGACAAUUUGAACAAUUUUUGGCGAUCAGUAAAAUUCCUUUUCUAGGGGUUAAGGCAUUAUUAUUCAAUUUAUUCAAAUUUAAGUCACACUUUUAUGUUGUAAUUGUAAAGAUUCUAGAGGUUGCUGCUUACUCAAAUCUUAAACAACUACAGGCCUGGGGUAGCGCGGUGCGAGAUACUCGAACUCCACUUGGUACAUUCAAACUAUUUAAUGACAGAUCAAGUCCAUAGAUCUAGUUCACAACAGGUAGCGACUGAAGAAGUAGCGAAAACCAGUAAAUCGCUAGUAGUGGUAGCAGAUACGAAUAGGAGUACUAGUAGUAGUCGUCCAAAUAGAUGUAGUAGUAGUAGGUUCGAACUGAAAAGCGACAGUUAAGAAUACGUCCUACUUAGAUAAGGCAUAAAAUACAAAUCUAACAGGAUAGAACAAUCAUAAUAAGACUAACGAGAUCACAGCGUGAAACAAAUAGACGUGACAAUUGCAUGCUCAAGUGUAUUAAGGCCUGACUGAAGCACGGAAACGAGGCUAUAACAGGUUAUCGCCAUUUCUGGAUGUACAUUUUACGUAACCGAAUGAAACUUUCCUAGAUUGUAAAGGGCAAUAAUAGAAAGCACCUGGUUGAGCAUUGUUGUCAUCGUGACAAUCAUUCCUUAUCUAUGAAACAUAAUACCCUCAUUCAAUGUCUCAGUGUUAUUUACUUCUGAAAAUGGGGAACACUAAAACGCCUUAGCGAAACUCGAAUGUGUAUUUGAUUCAAAGAUACAUAACUAAUGUGUAAAUUUCCGCCUUUUAAGGGCAACUGCACAUGCUUAGAACUGGUUAAUUAUGACACGCGACUGAAGACUUUGAAUUCAGCGUUCAAUUUGUCCUUGUUGUGACUUAAUUUUAUAUGUUGUUGGUUUGUUGUCCCAUGUUAAAAGGCGUUUCGGUAAAGGAAAAUAACUCAAUUUUCAAAAUCCGUAUAUUUUCCGACAUCUAAUAAAGUUAAACAUCCCCCCGUUUGACAAAAUAGGUUUCCUCGAGUAGUACUCGCGAAUCGGCGCCAUUUUGCCUGUUUGGCAGCGUGUGGACUGGUACUACUUGGCAAGAAUUCACCCUACUCUACUCUACUGCAAUAGGAAAACGCUGUUUUGUAGCCUGCAGUUGUCUCCCCUUAGGCCAAAUUGUCACAAUUUUCAAGAUGGCGGACGAGAAUCAUUAGUUCAAGGUGUAUUUGAAGCGAAACGAUUGAGAGAAUAAAGGUGACAAUGUAUGAAAGGCACAUUUUAAAGAGUAUCCACAGUUUACUCUUAACCAGUAUGAUUUCAACCGUGUGAGCAAGGUAAUCGACGAAAAGAUUUCUUCCUGGAGAAACAAAGAAGACAAGGCGGUCUAUUUGUCAACAUUUUCAAUGGCUAACUGGGAUGAGGGAAAGACCAUAACCAAAGAAAUGAAGACAGCACAUUCAUUAACGAACUGUA